GUUAGCAGUACCACGCCAGCAGUGCCACGUCAGCAACAGUGCCACGUCAGCAGUGCCCCGCCACCAUGACGGGCUCAGCUUUGGGCAUGCCAGGCCAACUGGCCAAUGAGUCCAUUGUCGAGUACCGACAGCGUUUCGAAGCUCAGCUCGCACUAAUCGAGGCUGAAGAACAGCGUCAGGCGGCAGCCGAGGCUGCCCGCCUACAAGCUGAAGCGACGACAACAGUUGAAAAGCAGCGGCUUCAAGCCAAAGCCGAAGUAGAUACCCAGGCACGCCGCAAGGAGGCCCAGGAUCUGUUACAGCGGCAUGAAGCCACAAGCAUCGAGCAGCUCAAGUUUUGGCCCUUUAAACCUUCCGAGGAGCACGACGACGCGACACCGGAGGAGCAACAUCGAGUUGACCACGUAGUCGCAAUGCUCGGCGACAUCAGCACCUUCGCUGCACCAGCAACCAUCAGCAAGCAGCUGGACACCUUGAAGACCGAGGUUCACCAACUGCACCAGCUGCCCAACAAGGAUGGCAACAGUCCGCAGCACUACAAGAUGCCGACAUUCCAAAUCGAGAAGUUCGAUGACUAUACGCAUCAAGACCCGGUCCUCUGGUGGGAGGGCUUUGCGACGCAAAUUCGGAUUCUGUUCGUCCCCAACUACUCGUACAUCGGGGCGUUGUUCCUCAACUCAAAGGGCGGAUGCCAAAUCUGGCUGAGCCACCUGGCAACCGUCCACGGCGUCGACGUCGCAGAUCUGAAAGAUAAGAUCUCUCGGCAAGAGUUAACAAGGCUAUGGAAGAAGCGGUUCAUCGUGGACGACGCGCCAGCACUCGCCAUCAACCGCCUCUUCGCUAUGACGCAAGGCAACACAGCAACACAGCAACACGCGACUGGCUCACGGAAUGGCAAAAGAUCGCGGCAACGCCGGAUCUCGAAUUGCCAUUUUCGCAUCUGCGCCGGGAGUUCUACAACCGUACCAACUCCGUUGACGGACGUCGGAGUAGAGGUUGUUGACCUCUACGACUACAUUGCGAAGAUUGACCGCGAGUUCAAGACACAACGAUGGAAGUGGUCAGAGCAUGGGUUGCAGGCAAACUUCGUGAUGAAAACGAGGUUCAGAACUUGAAGAGCAGCUGCUCGGAGUUCUAUUCAGUAAGUGCUCAUUCAAAGUGCAAACAAAAGUUGGCAAGCAGG
Messenger RNA from Chara braunii, 1183 nucleotides. The record is from the annotation of a GenBank genome assembly. Lineage: Eukaryota; Viridiplantae; Streptophyta; Charophyceae; Charales; Characeae.